Dermacentor silvarum is the source of this 1674-nucleotide messenger RNA. Its product is annotated as probable 4-coumarate--CoA ligase 1. The transcript has 8 exons. The record is from RefSeq and is a predicted model, not a curated record. Bases 1 to 1191 code for a protein of 396 amino acids. NCBI's taxonomy places the organism in Eukaryota, Metazoa, Arthropoda, Arachnida, Ixodida, Ixodidae. Gene Ontology annotation, molecular function: CoA-ligase activity.
AUGGGGUCACACGUCGUAGUCUUCGGCGAGGUGGGAGGCCUGGUCAGCUUCUCGAAGCUGCUGAGGGAUGCUCAGCCGCUCGAAUGCCGUGAGCCGCGUGGCGCGGCCACCGACGCCAUGAUGGGCGCCUUCUACUCGAGCGGCACUACGGGCGUCGCCAAGCGGGUAGCCAUCUCACACCGUCAGUGGAUCGUCCAGAUGCUGGCCACUAGGGAGCUGGCCGCUGGCCAGGUGAGACCAGAGGACCUGGUGUUGUGUGCGGCCUCGCUGACGCACAUCGGCGGUCUCUGGCUGUGCUGCGGUUGCCUGACGCUGGGCGUCCCGCUGCUGCUGCUGCCGUCGUUCAACCCCGCCUUGCUCGUGCCGGCAGUGCGCAAACAUAGGGUUUCUACCAUCAUGAUAUAUCCAUCUUACCUGAGAAGUCUCAUCGACAGUGCGCCAUCAGACGCUUUCGAAAGCGUCGACAAGGUGUUCAUCGGCGGAAGCACCGCUCCUGUCUCGCUGUUACUUGAGGCGCAAGACAAGUUCGGCUUCAAGUUUAUAUCACAAGGUUAUGGACUCACCGAAGCUUGUGGCAGCGUGACAUCUACUGGACUGAAGAGUCACGGAUUCGGCAGCGUGGGGAAGCCAGUUCCAAUGGUACAGCUGAAAGUGAUCGACUCGAAGACCGGAACGAAGCUCGGCGCUGGAGAAAAGGGCGAAAUAUGCGUCAAAGCGCCGUUCACUUUCAUGGGCUACGUGAACAACCCACAGGAGACGGCCGCUACGUACGACGACGAGGGCUUCGUUCGAACAGGAGACGUGGGCUUCUACGACGGCGAGGGCAACGUGUACGUGACGGGCCGGCUGAAAGAGCUCAUCAAGUGCAUGGAGCUGCAGAUUGAGCCAGCCGAGAUCGAGCGGCUGCUGCUGCGCGACCCCGCCGUGCGGGAGGCGCUCGUGGUCGGCGUGCCGCACGAACGGUUCGGCGAAGCAGCGCGCGCCUUCGUCGUUCUGCGCAACGGUGGUGCGCCCGCCGGGGACAUCGAGGGCAGACUGCGACGAGUGGUGGCUGAGGCGUUACCGAGCCACGAGCACUUGCACGGAGGAAUCGAGUUUGUGGACCACAUACCGAAGUCCGAGACGGGCAAGAGCAUCCGUGUAGCUCUCAGGGACGCGCACAUCCGAAGACAGGUUUCUAUGAGGCAGUGAAACACACAGGCUGGCCUCUAUUCACCACAUAUAUUCAUCUGAAAUACAGAUGCAUGGAAUGCCUCAAGAUAAAAGCGUUGUUUACAUGUUAACCACAGCUUCUGACUGUAUAGCGAACGAACUGAAUUCACAGUGUUGUACGUGCGGUCCUGUACUUCAAUCAAUCGGUCAGCAUUUUACCGCAUAAUUGUGCCCUAACUGCUGUGACUUUUGUUUGACGCUGUGCACUGCUUCGGAGCUGGCCGAACUCCGAAUUGAUAUGCAGCGUAUACGCUCCGACGUAACAGUUAUUUGGGCAACCUCGCCCAGCUUUCGAUACACAAGCUUGUGACCAUACGCUUAUUCGCAAAGGCGAAAACGCGAUUGGAAACAAUAAAUAACUCAAACCAAAAUGGUAAAAGAUUUCCAAUAAACUUAUAAAAAAAGGACCUUUUUAUGUUUGCACGAGCAAGAUGUAUAUGUAUUGUCGAUUACAUUACAAGC